Messenger RNA from Melanotaenia boesemani (Boeseman's rainbowfish), 641 nucleotides. RefSeq names its product late endosomal/lysosomal adaptor, MAPK and MTOR activator 5 (gene lamtor5). Bases 116 to 391 code for a protein of 91 amino acids. The transcript is spliced from 4 exons. Gene Ontology annotation, biological process: cellular response to amino acid stimulus; positive regulation of TORC1 signaling. Gene Ontology annotation, molecular function: guanyl-nucleotide exchange factor activity. Lineage: Eukaryota; Metazoa; Chordata; Actinopteri; Atheriniformes; Melanotaeniidae. Gene Ontology annotation, cellular component: cytoplasm; lysosome; Ragulator complex. The record is from RefSeq and is a predicted model, not a curated record.
UGAGUGCACGUGACGGUCAGCUGACUCUACCCGGAAGAGCUAAGGAAACGGACAACAUCAAUAACAGUUUUAGAGCAAAAAGGUGAAUUUCUCAGCUAUUUACAGUUUCUGAACGAUGGAGUCGACCCUCGAACAGCAUCUCGACGAUACCAUGAAGAAUCCAGCAGUUGUUGGUGUGCUUUGCACGGACCAACAAGGACACAACCUGGGCUGCCGUGGGUCACUGUCUGAUGAACAUGGCGGGGUUGUUUCUGUUUUGGCCAAACAGGCUGCAGCUCUUACAAAAGACCCGACAGACACCCCAACAGUGUGCCUGGAGUCUGAAUCAGGAAACAUUCUGGUGAGGAGCCACGGGACCAUCACAGUAGCAGUUCACAAGAUUGCAUCUUGAGGACGGACAGCAGACGUUCUGUGUUUGUAUGUAAAGAAAAUGUACAUGUGAACGGAUGACAUAUGGUCACACAAUCCAAACUAAUCAGAGAAAGUAAACUGGAGUUUCUACACUGAUUUGUUGUGUUUUCCAUAUUUCAUAUUUAAACCAGAGGAUGCUUGCAAAUUUUGUGCAAUGCAGUUAUAUUGAUGUCAUGUACAGAACUGCUUCCAUGUCAUGAAAUAUAGUCAUAUUAAAGCUUCGUGCAGUU